Molecule: messenger RNA, 2038 nt
Organism: Pseudopipra pipra
Lineage: Eukaryota; Metazoa; Chordata; Aves; Passeriformes; Pipridae
Gene: GUSB
Product: glucuronidase beta
Exons: 12
Coding region: 25-1989 (654 amino acids)
Biological process (GO): glucuronoside catabolic process; carbohydrate metabolic process
Molecular function (GO): beta-glucuronidase activity; carbohydrate binding
Source: RefSeq, a predicted model, not a curated record
GGCCGGGCACUGCCCACACCCAAGAUGGCGGCGGCGGCGCCGGGCGGGAGCGUGGCCGGGCUGUGCCCGCUGCUCCUGCUGCUGCCGCUGCUCCCGGGGCGGGCGGCGGCGCUGCCCGGGAUGCUGCAGCCCCGGGACACCCCCUCCCGCGAGCGCAAGGAGCUCGGCGGCCUCUGGAGCUUCCGCGCCGACUUGUCCCCGGGCAGGGACGCCGGGUUCGCGCAGCGCUGGUACCGGCAGCCGCUCCGGCAGACCGGCCCUGUGAUUGACAUGCCAGUGCCUGCCAGCUUCAACGACCUGACCCAGGACCCCAGUCUGGAGAACUACAUCGGCUGGGUGUGGUAUGAGAAGGAGGUGCUGCUCCCUGCCCGCUGGCUGCAGGACUCCCCCAGCACCAGGGUGGUGCUGCGUUUUGGGAGUGCCCACUACUACUCCAUCGUGUGGGUCAACGGGGUGCAAGUGGUGGAGCAUGAAGGGGGACACCUCCCUUUUGAAGCUGAUAUCAGCAGCAUUGUCCAGGGCAGCCCAGGGACCCUCUGCCGUGUCACUGUUGCGCUCAACAACACCCUGACACCCCACACUCUGCCCCCGGGGUCCAUCCAGUACAUGACUGACAAAACAAGGUAUCCCAAGAACUAUUUUGUGCAGAACACCAGGUUUGAUUUCUUUAAUUAUGCUGGAAUCCAUCGCCCGGUUGUGCUUUACACCACUCCUUCUGCCUACAUAGAUGAUAUUACUGUGACAACUACUUCAUCAGAGCAUGUUGCAAUGGUGCAGUACGAGGUGUCAGUUGUUGGCAGCACAGCCUAUUCCUUGUCCCUGAGUUUACUUGACCAGGAGGGGAAAGUGGUUGCUACAGGAGAUGGGCCAGAGGGAGAGCUCAAAGUCCUGAACCCAAAUCUUUGGUGGCCUUACCUGAUGCAUGAGAACCCUGGAUACCUUUACUCCUUAGAGGUGAAAAUGCAGGCGCAGGUGGAGGGGGCGUUGCUGGAGGACGUGUACACACUCCCGGUCGGCAUCCGCACCGUCCACGUCACCAGCACCCAGUUCCUCAUCAACGGCAGGCCCUUCUACUUCCACGGCGUCAACAAGCACGAGGAUUCAGAUAUCCGUGGCAAAGGCCUUGACUGGGCCUUGAUUAUGAAGGACUUCAACCUGCUGCGCUGGCUGGGGGCAAACUCGUUCCGCACCAGCCACUACCCCUACGCCGAGGAGAUCAUGGACCUGUGCGACGCCUACGGCAUCGUGGUCAUCGACGAGUGCCCGGGGGUGGGCAUCAAACUGCCCGAGAGCUUUGGGAACAAGUCCUUGCAGCACCACCUGGCUGUGAUGGAGGAGCUGAUCCGCAGGGAUAAGAACAGGCCCUCAGUUGUGAUGUGGUCGGUGGCCAACGAGCCGGCCUCGGAGCUGCCCCCAGCAGGCUUCUACUUUAAGACAGUGAUAGCUCACACUAAAGCUCUGGAUCCCUCCAGACCAGUAACCUUUGUGACAGAGGCUAAUUACGCCCUUGACCGUGGUGCUCCCUACGUGGAUGUGAUUUGUGUAAAUAGCUACUUCUCCUGGUACCACGACCCAGGCCAUCUGGAAGUGAUUCCACUACAACUCACAGCACAGUUUGAGAACUGGUAUAAAACCUACCAAAAGCCCAUCAUCCAGAGUGAAUACGGAGCAGACUCGGUUCCUGGACUCCACAGUGAUCCACCCCUCAUGUUCAGUGAGGAGUACCAGAAGGCCAUGCUAAAGGAGUACCAUGCUGUUUUUGACAAGAAGAGGAAGGAAUAUGUGAUUGGGGAGCUCAUAUGGAAUUUUGCUGAUUUCAUGACUAAUCAAGGGACCACACGUGUUUUGGGGAACAAGAAAGGAAUAUUUACCCGCCAGCGACAGCCCAAAGCAGCUGCUUUUGUUCUUAGAGAAAGAUACUGGAAGAUUGCAAAUGAAUCAAGCUGUCUUCCUCCUGUAAUAACAUCACAUGCCCUCUUUUUAAAAUGAAAUCAAAGGGUAUUACGCUGAACUUGUUAUUAAAUUUCUGUUUAAAUAA